AUGUGGGCUCUGGAGACAAGAUUAGAUCUCCGGGAUCAAGAGUUGGCAAAUGCACAAACUUGUUUGGAUCAGAAAGGUCAAGAGGUGGGGUUACUUAGACAGAAGUUGGACAGUUUGGAAAAGUGUAACUUAGCAAUGACUCAGAAUUAUGAAGGACAACUACAAACCCUAAAAGCUCAAUUUUCCAAACUAACUAAUAGCUUUGAAAAGCUGAGAUUACACCAGAUGAAACAAAAUAAAUUUCGACGAAAAGAAGUAUCACACCUCAGAGAAGAAAUACCCUUUGAAAUGAGCAAUUUGAACCAGAAAUUAGAGGAAUUUAGAGCAAAGUCAAGAGAAUGGGACAAGCAGGAGAUCCUAUAUCAGACUCAUCUGGUUUCUUUAGAUGCUCAACAAAAAUUGGUAUCUGAGAAGUGUAAUCAAUUUCAGAAACAAGCACAAAGUUACCAAACUCAACUAAAUGGUAAAAAACAGGGCAUAGAAGACAGCAGCUCUGAAAUUCCUCAGUUGCUAUGUGAACCAGAUCACAGUUGUGAAACCACUGAAAGAGAUGAGUUCAUUAUUGAAAAAUUAAAAUCAGCUGUGAGUGAAAUAGCAUUAAGCAGGAAUAAGCUACAAGAUGAAAAUCAGAAGCUCUUACAAGAACUGAAAAUGGACCAAAGACAGUCUAGUGGAGUCGAGAGGGAUAUAACUUUGGCACUGGAGCAGGAAGAGGAGGCGCCUUGGGCAGUGUUGGAGAAGGCUGAUUCACUUCUGGAGGGUCUGAUCCAGCUGGGCCAGGAUGUGGUGGGCGCCUAG
Messenger RNA from Phacochoerus africanus (Common warthog), 798 nucleotides. Its product is annotated as deuterosome assembly protein 1-like. Gene Ontology annotation, biological process: centriole replication; de novo centriole assembly involved in multi-ciliated epithelial cell differentiation. The record is from RefSeq and is a predicted model, not a curated record. Gene Ontology annotation, cellular component: deuterosome; centriole. NCBI's taxonomy places the organism in Eukaryota, Metazoa, Chordata, Mammalia, Artiodactyla, Suidae.